Aspergillus wentii DTO 134E9 is the source of this 744-nucleotide messenger RNA. RefSeq lists its product as uncharacterized. The transcript is spliced from 3 exons. NCBI's taxonomy places the organism in Eukaryota, Fungi, Ascomycota, Eurotiomycetes, Eurotiales, Aspergillaceae. The coding region runs from base 1 to 744 and encodes 247 amino acids. The record is from RefSeq and is a predicted model, not a curated record.
AUGGGUAAGCUAGGGGUUAUCACCCUCUACUAUGGCCUCGACCCAAUUAGCAAAGUCUGGAGAAUCUCUGUCUACGCCAUUGCCGUCAUGAUCGUGAUCCCUACCCCGGUUUUGGUUCUCACAUAUAUCUUCGGCUGCCAACCGCUUUCCAUGGCAUGGAACAUGGGCUUUGUCGAAGGGCACUGUAUUAGUCGUGUUGGUAUCAUGUUCACCAGUUCAGUGUUGAAUGCUACCAUAGACAUUUUGAUGGUCCUAAUCCCAAUUCCUUUGAUUAUUCGGUUGCAAAUGCCAGUAAUCCACAAGUUAGGAGCACUAGCAAUGUUGUCUCUGGGUUGCCUUACGAUAAUCACCAGCAUCUGCCGCGCAAUCGCUCUCAGUCGUCUUUUGCAUCUGUCAGAUCAACCAUACAAUAUUGUCAUUCCCAUCCUCUGGGCGAAUGCGGAAACUACCCUAGUCAUUAUCUGCAACUGUCUGCCGGCCUUCCGUCGCUUUAUACAGUACCAUUUCACGAGUACUGCCUCAACCGGAUCGAAAAAUCCCACUAUCCUCCCCGCUAGUGCUGGGGCUGGUAUCACAGAACAGCGUGGCCUAGAACAUGAAUACAGUGAUGAUGUGGAAUUGAUCUACCGCGAUGAUAGCAACCGUCUGAGCAUAGUCAGAACGGUUGAGCUGAAUAUGACAUAUCAUCCAAAGGGGGCUGAACCUGAGUGUGGAUUGUAUCCUGUGGGAUCAGGCCCACUAUAG